Molecule: messenger RNA, 1198 nt
Organism: Oxyura jamaicensis (ruddy duck)
Lineage: Eukaryota; Metazoa; Chordata; Aves; Anseriformes; Anatidae
Gene: GMPPB
Product: GDP-mannose pyrophosphorylase B
Exons: 7
Coding region: 54-1136 (360 amino acids)
Biological process (GO): GDP-mannose biosynthetic process; cell wall mannoprotein biosynthetic process
Cellular component (GO): cytoplasm
Molecular function (GO): mannose-1-phosphate guanylyltransferase (GTP) activity; GTP binding
Source: RefSeq, a predicted model, not a curated record
GCGGUGACGCGGCGGGGCGCGCGGCGCUGACGUGUCGCGGUGCGGGCGCGGGGAUGCGGGCGCUGAUCCUGGUGGGCGGCUUCGGGACGCGGCUGCGGCCGCUGACCCUGAGCCGGCCCAAGCCGCUGGUGGAGUUCUGCAACAAGGCGCUGCUGCUGCACCAGCUCGAGGCGCUGCGGCAGGCGGGCGUCAGCCACGUGGUGCUGGCCGUGAGCUACAUGUCCGAGGCGCUGGAGGCCGCCAUGCGCGAGCAGGAGCAGCGGCUCGGCCUCCGCAUCUCGCUGUCGCACGAGAAGGAGCCGCUGGGCACAGCGGGGCCGCUGGCGCUGGCGCGGGACCUGCUGGCCGAGGGCGGGGAGCCCUUCUUUGUGCUCAACAGCGACGUGAUCUGCGAGUUCCCCUUCGCCGCCCUGGCCCGCUUCCACCGGCAGCACGGCGGGGAGGGCUCGCUGGUGGUGACCCGCGUGGAGGAGCCGGCCAAGUACGGCGUGGUGGUGUGCGAGGCCGACACGGGCCGCAUCUGCCGCUUCGUGGAGAAGCCGCGCGUCUUCGUGUCCAACAAGAUCAACGCCGGGCUCUACAUCUUCAGCCCCGGCAUCCUGCGGCGCAUCCAGCUGCGCCCCACCUCCAUCGAGAAGGAGAUCUUCCCGGCCAUGGCGCAGGAGGGGCAGCUCUAUGCCAUGGAGCUGCAGGGCUUCUGGAUGGACAUCGGGCAGCCAAAAGACUUCCUCACGGGCAUGUGCAUGUACCUGCAGGCGCUGCGGGCUCAGCACCCCGAGAAGCUGCACUCGGGGCCUGGUGUCGUAGGGAAUGUGCUGGUGGACCCCAGCGCCAAGAUCGGGGCAAACUGCGUCAUCGGCCCCAACGUGACGAUCGGGGCUGGCGUGGUGGUGGAGGACGGGGUGCGCAUCAAGCGCUGCACAGUGCUGGAAGGGGCCCGCAUCCGCUCCCACUCCUGGCUGGAGUCCUGCAUUGUGGGCUGGAGCUGCUCCGUGGGGCAGUGGGUGCGCAUGGAGAAUGUGACAGUGCUGGGCGAGGAUGUCAUUGUCAACGACGAGCUCUACCUCAAUGGGGCCAACGUGCUGCCGCACAAGUCCAUCACCGAGUCUGUACCAGAGCCACGCAUCAUCAUGUAGCAGCCCCCGGUGCGCCCUCCACUCUCGGCUCUGCCUGGAUUAAAUAUUUAUACUUCCACCUA